AGGGGAGUGUGACGUCAUAGAGGCGGAAGUGGAGGGCUCCACGUGGGCGCGGGCGAGCAGAGCGAUGGGCAAAGCGAGGAGUCCGGCGCCCACGCCGCGGGGAGGACAAAUGAAGAAGAAAAUUGACUCAAAGCCCAAAUGCUUAGAUGACCAAGAAAUUCCAUAUCGAUUGCGGGAAAUUAUGAAGAGUCGUGAGGAAUUAAAGAAACCUAAGACCAAGAAGAAAAAGAAACUGGUGAACAAAGAAACACCUGAUGUACCAGACAGCAACAUACCAGUGCCGAAAUUCAGGAGAAGGAAAGGGGAGGCAGCUGCUUCCUAUAUGCGGCGCAUGGAGCGGGAGACUCAACACGUGUGGUAUCUCACCAAAAACCAGCUGCAGCGUGAACCUGAGAAAGAAGAAGUCGUCCAGAAAAAGUCUCAGAAGAAAAAAGAAUUUCAACAGAAGAAGAUGGAUAAAAUCCGUAAGCAAAAAGAAGAGAAAAAAGCAGAAAUGCUGGAGAAGGAAUUAUUCAAAGAUUCUGUGAAGUUUGGAGACUUUGCCUUACAACCCCCAACACUUACAGCAAAACCCAAAAAGAGUAAAGACAAGGCUGGCCAGAGACAGCUUCUGCUCACAUCUCUUUUCAGCUCUGGUAGUAAAGCAUCCACCCCAAAAACAACAUAUUCAUCUCUUGCUCGCCAAAGGAUUGUGCAAGAGGAGCGAGAGCGGGUUGUGAAAGCUUACCGGGACAUAAAGAAACAGAAGCAGCAGCAGAAGUUACUGACUGACAGCAAGCUUGUUAUGGACAAACUGAAGAAUCCAGCUUGAGCUGUUGGACAAAUACAAGGACAAAACAGCAGGAAAGACUGUUGUGGAUCACAGCAGUUUCUUUUUGGUUGGCUGUACCCAACCAUUGGGACAAACAGACUACUUUGUACAUGAUGGACAGCUGCAUUGCUUAUUGAACAAUGCCUGUUGCUUCUGGAAGUGGAGUGGAUUCCCUGUGAAGCAUUUCUCUCAGCCCAGUGUGAAGACUGCACCCAUUCAUUUCCUUUGUGGUAAUUGCCAAUGGCGAGGAAGCUGAAGAGGACGAUGCUGAUAUUUUAAAGUGUACAUGUAUUCUUUCUAUUAAAACAUAUAUUUAAAAAGUUAUGCUUUCCAGGGUGUUUUCUGGGUCUGAAAUAGCUUGGUAGGCAUGGCAAAAUGUCCCCAGCUUUUAAGGAAUGUGAAAAAGAGUGUUUUAAGUUUUAAAAUCCCAUUUAUUUCUCUCCCAAGAAGCUUUGGGGCUUCAAAACAGCCUGGCUUGGAGCAUGGGGUAUACUUUUGCCCCUUCCACUAGCAAAUGGUAAUUCCUACAUGCAGUGCAGAAAUUGAUAUGAUGUGAUCACGCUGUCCAACAUCCCAAAGUAUGUUUUGUUACUUGCCAUGUCUUUGAAAUUGAUAGUGUAUGUGUCGACAUCCAGGUGUUUUUUUUUAUUACAGCUGUCAUAACUGCCACUAUAUAGCUAAUGUGGUACAGCGGUUUGAGAGUUGGACUAUAACUCUGGAGACUAGAGUUCGACAUUCCCGAUCAGUCAUGGAAAUAUACUGAGUGGUCUUGGGCAAGGUCCUCUCUCUCAGCUUCAAAGGAAGGCAAAAGCAAACCUCUGAAUCCAUCUUAUCAACGAAACCCCUAUGAUGGGCUUGAAAACCUAGGAGGGAAACAACUUGAAGGCACACAAUAAGAAUAGACCCUCACUGUGGGUUAUGCUAGAUAGGGCUGAUGGAAAUUUAGGCCAAAUACAGCUGGGGAACCACUGUUGCUCACUCUUGGCUGAGAAAGGUCUCAGGAAACAGUUCUCCCCUUGAAUGUUGGUACAUUUCUUGGUUUGCAUUUGUUUUCUUCCUUCCUGCAAGGAAGAAAGCAUCAAUCAUCCAGCCUUUCUGAAUCUGAAAGAGAAAAACAAAUUUGCUGAGAUCCAUGCUGUAUCCCUCUUUAGACUAUUGUUUCUGAUUUCAAAACCAGGGACAGUAAAGAAAUGCUGAUACCAUUGGACCUUCUGUGCUUACCUCAUGCAAGAUAAUGCUAUUGUUAGCAUUAUCUUGCAUGAGGCAAGAUAAUACUCCCUCUCUUCUGCUUAUUAAAAAGUGAUCCUUGAAAACAUU
Molecule: messenger RNA, 2128 nt
Organism: Anolis carolinensis (green anole)
Lineage: Eukaryota; Metazoa; Chordata; Lepidosauria; Squamata; Anolidae
Gene: ccdc137
Product: coiled-coil domain containing 137
Exons: 6
Coding region: 65-811 (248 amino acids)
Cellular component (GO): nucleus
Source: RefSeq, a predicted model, not a curated record